Molecule: messenger RNA, 567 nt
Organism: Protopolystoma xenopodis
Lineage: Eukaryota; Metazoa; Platyhelminthes; Monogenea; Polystomatidea; Polystomatidae
Source: the annotation of a GenBank genome assembly
AUGACCUCGUUGGAUGCCUAUCUAUCAUCUCCUACCUCUCGGACAGUGUGCAGCCACAGCUCAGAUAUAAAAGUAAAUUUACCCUUGAUCCUGUCAUUUUUCCAGACCACUUUUCGCCCUGCCCACCCAACAUCUGACCGUCCGACUGUCGUAGCGAGCCAAGCAGACACAGGGACUCUCGGUGCCUGCCCCUCCCCGCCGCCUCCAGAAUGCGGCACCGGCAGUGCGGAUAAUAAAUUUUCUCAAUUUCACCGCAACCAUUUAUCUUUUGAGUGCGUUUGUUUGUGCAAACACACCCAAGACUGUGUAUGGUGGACCGGUUGUUGCCCUUUCUCUUUCUCUCUCUCUCUCUCGCUCGCGCGCGCACCCCGGUUUUCCCACUCCUGUGCCUCUAGCCGAGCCGGGCUGGGCGGUUGUCGAGGCGCCGCCCCGUCCUCGCAACCUCCAUCUGCGCCCCAUCUCAAGCCCACCCCUCGGCUGUUGAAAACCCCGAAUCCGCAGCCUCUGCAGCUCGAGACCGUCUCAGACAUAGGCCUCGUCUAUUGGCACCCUUUCUCAAGAUGCUGA